Molecule: messenger RNA, 951 nt
Organism: Megachile rotundata (alfalfa leafcutting bee)
Lineage: Eukaryota; Metazoa; Arthropoda; Insecta; Hymenoptera; Megachilidae
Source: RefSeq, a predicted model, not a curated record
AUGGCAGAGAAUGCGUUUGUGAAUGCUAACCGGCACCCCAAAAAUAAUCAAAAUAACGAGAUAGUUAAUAACAAUCCACACACGCAAAAUCCGUCCUCGCAUAACUCAACCGAACCUGAAAGUACGAAGAAACGAAAAUCGAAAAAUGUUGAUCCAGCUUCGUCGGAGACGCAGUCCAGGAAUCCGGUGAGAAAAUUGUUUCAGGCUUGCAUUCAAUGCUGCAGGAAAAAAAAGACUAAGAUAGUGAAGUCGAAGACAAGUUUCGUCGAGAGUAUUAAAGAAAAGGCUAAGAAAUGUAGAACGAAGAAAAAGCGAAGUAAACAACGUGCUGCUGCCACGGAACAUCCGGACAGAGUGGAAGAUAAGCAGGAAAAGAAGAUCGAGGAUUCGAAAAAGGCUAAAAGGAAGAAACGUAAAAAAGAGCGUAAAAAGAGUGAGCCUCAGGAUGUUCCUCAGGACUAUUCCGAGGAUAGUCCGACCGCCUCUCCGCCGGAUCACAGAAAAUUGUCGCAUCAGAUUCUGGGGGCAGAGGCACAAGACUUCACGAAGAGCUGCUGCUAUUUGUGCGCUCAGAACGCGAUGGCGAUCGCGGCUGCGAUUUCCGCCCAGAAGGAUAAGUCUAACGUGUACAUUCAGACUUCCGUUCGCUUCAAAGAGAGAACUGAUACCACCGAUAAAAGUUGCAGCCCCAUGAUGUACGUUCGCACGGUGCAGUCGUCCGUCAAGGUGAGGACCCGCGAUAUGGGCACCCUUCAUCCGGAGAAGAAGAAGAAGAAAAAGGCGAAACCGAAAUUGAAUUUUAAGAGAUUUAGUAUCAUUCCGAAAGUAAAGCUUCCUGGAUAUCCGAGGGUGCGAACCGUUGCUUGCGAAACGGAUAAAUCGAUGGGACAUAAUAAUAUACCACAAUGUAGGACGAGACAUGGAACACACUGUGUGCCGGAAAAAAAGUGA